Messenger RNA from Ilex paraguariensis (yerba mate), 625 nucleotides. NCBI's taxonomy places the organism in Eukaryota, Viridiplantae, Streptophyta, Magnoliopsida, Aquifoliales, Aquifoliaceae. The record is from the annotation of a GenBank genome assembly.
CCUCCAAAAGAAAAACAUGGCCAAAUCACUUGCCCUUUUGACCACCUUUGCACUACUUUCUCUCACUACAGUCCGAGCCUCCGACCCCGAUUUGGUCUCCGACUUUUCGGUCCCCGAUGGUGUUGAUCCGGCCAAGCUUGAUGGAGUAUUCUUCACCUACACCGGAUUACGAGGCGGUGCACCGGCUUCCACCAAUGGUAUAGGCUACAAGUCUGUGACGAUCAAGGACUUUCCAGCCCUCAAUGGCAUGGGAAUUUCAAUGGAACUUCUUAAAUUUGCACCAGGGGCCGUAAACGUGCCACACACCCACCCCCGGGGCGCUGAGGUUCUGUUCGUGGUGGACGGGUCACUGACUGUUGGCACAGUGGACGGCAAUGGGAAGUUGUACAAGAACAUGUUGCAGAAGGGUGAUGUUUUCGUGUUCCCGAAAGGGUUGCCUCACUACCAGGCCAACUUUGACAAGACCAACAAGGCUGUGACUGUCUCGGCCUAUGGAAGCUCUAUUGCAGACUAUGUUGAUCUGCCUAAGAACUUGUUUGGCUCUAGCAUUCCUGAUGAAGUGCUUACCAAGGCCUUCAAGAUGUCAGCUGAUACUAUUCAGCAACUCAGGACUGCCCAAAAUUAA